Messenger RNA from Danio rerio (zebrafish), 906 nucleotides. The record is from RefSeq and is a predicted model, not a curated record. Lineage: Eukaryota; Metazoa; Chordata; Actinopteri; Cypriniformes; Danionidae.
UACGGAAACCUGCGCUUCCACUUCACCAUGGGUGGUGGAGGCUGUGAUCCUGGAGAGUCCAGCAAGAAUAACGUGAUCGUCUUCGGCCGCUCGGAGGGCAGGAAGGAGCACGUGCUGCUGGAUGUCCUGCCAUACUCCGCCUACAGGACCCCUGCAGUGGUGUCCAUCAGUCUGCCCACUGAGCUGCAGACUCCACACACUCAGUUCUGUCUGGAGCAGGAGACUCACGCCGGACAGAACCGGCAGGUGUGGGCGCUGGACUUCCUGCAGCUCUUACCUGUGCAGCCUGGAGCGAACACACACCUGCUGCAGUUCUCCAUUAACCUGGGCUGCGGAGCGUACCAGCCGGCCAACAGUGUCAAACUGGAGUUCUCCACCAAUCAGGGCCGCUCCUGGGCUCUCCUGCACACCGAGUGUCUUCCGGAGGUGUGUUCUGGAGCCCACCUUCCCCACAGCAGCAUCUACUCCUCCGAGAACUACAGCGGCUGGUCCCGGAUCAGCAUCCCUCUGCCCAACGCCGCGCUGACGGAGAGUACACGCUUCCGCUGGAGGCAGAGCGCUGCGGGGACCGGGAACAUGUGGGCCAUCGACAACGUGUACAUCGGGCCGUCCUGCCUGCGGUUCUGCUCCGGCAGAGGACAUUGCUCCCGCACUGGCUGCCGGUGUGACCCGGGCUUCAGUGGCCCGGCGUGUGAGCUGGCGUCGCAGGCGUUCCCGGCGUUCCUGUCGGAGAGUUUCUCCAGCGCACGUCUCUCCUCAUACCACUGCUUCAGCUCGCUGCGCGGCGCCGAGGUCAGCUUCGCCUGCGGGGUUCUGGCCAGCGGGAAAGCCCUGGUGUUCAACAGAGACAGCAGGAGACACCUCAUCACCACUGCACUGGACAGCUCACAGGCCAGACUGAAAUGA